Messenger RNA from Geodia barretti, 1051 nucleotides. The record is from the annotation of a GenBank genome assembly. Lineage: Eukaryota; Metazoa; Porifera; Demospongiae; Tetractinellida; Geodiidae.
UGGCUGGUGAAGCAAGCAGUUCAUUCGUGUUUUGUAAAUACAUAUGUCGCAAGUAUUACUCUUUGCUAAUGAUGUAAUUGCUGUGAAGCAAUUGCCAAAGGAGAGGGAAUGUAUAUAAUAAAAGUUGUCUCCCACUCACUCCAGACAAGUUGUUCUGUUCAAUGAGAGUCCAGUGUCCACUGACUACCUGUGUCUCCUGGACAAGAGAGCCCGAGGGAGUGAGGUGGGCGGGGCAGAGGGUGUGGCCAUGGCCCUCACGGAGGGAGGUCCCGGCCAGGAGAGGUGGAGGGAACAGGGCUCCACUCCUCCUUACGAGUCUAUCAUAUCUGUCCUUCCUUCUCAGGUCCACAACAAGUCAGACACACUCCCUCUCUACUUCACCACUCACCGUGUCCCUCACUACACUUGUCACCCUCCCUCCGGGCACAUCCCACCCUCACACACCCUCACCCUCUCCCUCACCUUCACUCCAAAGCAGCUCGGACCACUCAAUGCCAGACUACUCAUCGACAUUCUGACCUCAGACUCCAGAAGUGGUAAAGAAGGAGGAGUGGUGAAGACAAUGGUGGUGGAUCUGAGAGGAGAGGGAGGUACUCUGUUGCCUUAUGAGAAGAGGAAAUUGGAGCUGACCUUUGCUCCCAGACGUGACUACACACUCUACCUUCGCUUCCUUGCUGUUGACACCAACAGAGAGGCCACAGCCUCUGGAGGUGACCUUGAGGUGGCAGUGUGUGCAACUGCUCUACCAGUGGACGUACAGCUGGAGCCCAGCCCUCCACUACAGUUUGGAGCCACUCCCACCAUGUCCCCCACCACCCAGCAUGUCAAGUACAGCAGGGUGUGUAUUUCCAUAGGUCCACAACAAGUCAGACACACUUCCUCCUACUUCACCACUCACCGUGUCCUCCACUUCACUUGUCACCCUCCCUCCGGGCACAUCCACCUCACACACCUCUCCCUCUCCCUCACCUUCACUCCAAAGCAACUCGGACCACUCAAUGCCAGACUACUCAUCGACAUACUGACCUCAGGACUCCAGAGUAUUACAUAA